Cucurbita moschata (crookneck pumpkin) is the source of this 2069-nucleotide messenger RNA. Its product is annotated as probable serine/threonine-protein kinase PBL19. Gene Ontology annotation, molecular function: ATP binding; protein kinase activity. The record is from RefSeq and is a predicted model, not a curated record. The transcript has 5 exons. NCBI's taxonomy places the organism in Eukaryota, Viridiplantae, Streptophyta, Magnoliopsida, Cucurbitales, Cucurbitaceae. Gene Ontology annotation, biological process: protein phosphorylation. The coding region runs from base 569 to 1870 and encodes 433 amino acids.
GGAAAGAUCACGGCCGAAGAUGGAAUCCACUUCAAUCCCAUCCAUGUUCACAUUACUUCAAAAAAUGGCGAAAAGGUAAGAAACUUUUUGGCUUUGGGGUUGGUGAAGCAGUUGCCUGGCUCCUUCCGCGGCUUCAAUUCUGGUUCUAGAGGACCCCAUUUGCAGCCAUGGCGGGCCCUAAGAAUUGCUAUCGCUUCCCAGUGAGUUCUUUCCACGAACCUCAUCUAUUGACUUUGCCCAUGUUUCUCAACUCCUCGCCUUCAAUUUUCCCUGCCAUUCUUCAUUUCUUAAUCAAGAUUGUCGUUUUCAUCUGUUAAUUCUAGUUCCCGAACCAAUCACUUGCUAUUGAAAUGAUAUUAUGCACCGUAGAAUCAGAUUGCCCAUUCGUUAAUCUCGGUUCGUUAGCUGACCUGACCAAUUGACUUAUAGCUGCCGUGUGAAGACUCUCAAAACAUUGCCGAGUCCGUCUUCUAUCGUUCCUCAGUUUUCUACGUUAUUUGGGCAUUUUUCCCCCUGGGGUUUCUUCCAGAAUUGCAAAUUCGUUUGAAUUCAUGGUUCUUGCGAUCCUAUGAAAAGCGUAAAAGGAGGCAUGCGUUGGUUUUUCUCAGUUUGUAUUUGUGACAAGAGGGAUAAACCAAUGAACUCGAAUACGACACCGGUUAUGUUCACUAAUUCCACGAACACUGAGGCUGAAGCUGGUAGAUCUGGUUCUGAACUUAAUUCACAAAAUGUUUCUAACAGUAGCUCAGAAUCCUCAAGGAGAAAUUAUAUACAAAGCAUGUCUGAAAGAGCUAGCAACCUCCGAGUUUUUACCGUGUCCGAUCUCAAAUCAGCUACUAAAAAUUUCAGUCGAACUUUUAUGGUCGGAGAAGGUGGUUUUGGAUGCGUUUAUAGAGGGUUAAUCAAGAGUGCAGACGAUCCAUCUCAAAAAAUAAAAGUUGCUGUCAAACAGCUUGGUAAAAGAGGAUUGCAGGGUCACAAGGAGUGGGUGACAGAAGUGAAUUUUCUUGGAUUUGCUGAACAUCCAAACCUUGUUAAAUUGGUUGGCUACUGUGCUGACGACGACGAAAGAGGAAUACAGCGUCUACUGGUUUAUGAGUUUUUGGCUAAUGGAAGCGUGUUGGACCAUUUAUCGAGUCGAGAGACAACUCUUUCCUGGGCCAUGAGAUUAAGAAUUGCCCGGGAUGCUGCUCGUGGACUAACAUAUCUUCAUGAAGAAUUAGAUGUUCAGAUAAUCUUCCGGGAUUUCAAAUCUUCGAACAUUCUUCUGGAUGAACAAUGGAAUGCGAAGCUAUCGGACUUCGGACUCGCCAGGCUAGGACCUCCAGAAGGGUUUACUCAUGUCUCCACAGCGAUUGUAGGAACAAUGGGAUAUGCAGCUCCUGAGUAUGUUCAGACUGGACGUCUCACAUCCAAGACCGACGUAUGGAGCUAUGGGGUCUUCCUAUAUGAACUCAUAACUGGUAGGGUCCCCAUAGACCGAAACCGUCCAAAGAGCGAGCAGAAGCUUUUAGAAUGGGUAAGGCCAUAUCUAUCAGACACAAAGAAGUUCCAGCUAAUACUGGAUCCAAAGCUGAAGGGGAAAUCACACAUCAAAUCUGCAUAUAAGCUGUCGAAUGUAGCGAACCGUUGCCUUGUUCGAAAUCCGAAGAAUCGUCCAAAGAUGAGCAAUAUUUUGGAAAUGGUUAGCCAGAUUGCAGAAGCAUGGACAGAAACGGGAAACUCACAAGCUCCCUUGGAAACUCUUACAUCAUCAAAAACUCCCAAGCCUGCCGAGCCAUGGAAUGAUAGAAAAACCAUAGAUUCUCGACAUAGAAACAAUGGUUGGUUUUCGUGUUUAUCGGCACCGAAGCUUUUGAGAACGUGCUGAUCUGAUUGAAGUAGCAGUUAACGAGUUUAGCCGAUCGAUUUCAAGUGCCAGGUAGAUGAUAAUCCUGUAACAUAUGCUUCUGUUUUUGUGCAGAUAAAAGUGGCUAGAACAGCUGCUUUUCCAUGCACUAAAUCCAUUUUUUCCCCUUCUGUUCUUAUUUUUCUUGUUUCAACAAGUUGAUAAGCUUAUCAUAGUUGUU